ACGCUACCAAAGCAGCUGGAUCUACCAGAAGAUGACCUGACCAAAGUAGGAGACGGACAUGGGUGGUAGGUCGUCCGGGGGAACGAUGGUGAACAUGGUCCAGGCAGAGGGAUGGAUGGCGAUCGACCGCUUUUCAGGCCACUCAGCGUUCGCCACAACAGUGUAUACUUUGCUCAACCUCGUGUACUUUCCGUCAAUCGUACGAGUAAGGGAUAUCAGAGUGCAACAUACACGAAAAGGACGAUGCGACACAAAGGAACACGACAGACCGAUAACGAAAACGAACCACUAUCGGCUCACUAGCAGAGUAUUGGAAGGAGUACUCGCAGCCCACCUCACCAUGCCCUACGGAGCGAUGCACGUCGUCGCGACUUCACACAAUGACCAAGCACAUAUUGGUCCAUAUGGGGUGGAAGAUUAGGAGAGUCUCUGGUGGACUGUGAAAGUAAGCCGCAUGGGCAAAGUACUGCUAACAAGACUGUAGGCAGUGGUGCUAGAUUUGGAGACGUAUGCAGGGCUGAGGAAUAGUAUAUAAGAGUACGCACGACGAUGGCGUGGGCGCAGGCCAUCUGACACCAUGAGCAUGGAACAGCUAGGACCGGUGAUUUUCUCGGCAGCACCCGUUCACGC
Messenger RNA from Pyrenophora tritici-repentis Pt-1C-BFP, 630 nucleotides. Lineage: Eukaryota; Fungi; Ascomycota; Dothideomycetes; Pleosporales; Pleosporaceae. The record is from RefSeq and is a predicted model, not a curated record.